This is a messenger RNA of Phlebotomus argentipes, 3699 nucleotides long. It is a transcript of the gene slmb, whose product is annotated as F-box/WD repeat-containing protein 1A. The record is from RefSeq and is a predicted model, not a curated record. Gene Ontology annotation, molecular function: protein dimerization activity. The coding region runs from base 305 to 1834 and encodes 509 amino acids. The transcript is spliced from 8 exons. Lineage: Eukaryota; Metazoa; Arthropoda; Insecta; Diptera; Psychodidae.
GGCUGACGUAGCGCAGUGGAGGUUGAGUAGUCGCGCAGCGCACGCAGAGCAGGAUUUCGCAAAUCAUGUCGUUUUGUGCUGGAAAAAGGCUGGUGGAAGCGUGAAAAAGUGCUGAAAGUCAGCCGGAAGGGGUGCCCAACGGUCAGUGUGGGUGCUGGUGAGUGCGUGGACGUGGAGAAAGUGGUGAAAAUUGUGCAAGAAGACACCGCGGAGACAUUUCUUGGGCAGAGCGCUGCCCUCAGUGGCGGAGGUGAAAAAGAGACGUUGAAAUCCAUUCCCUCUGCUCACCAGUGUGACACGAGAGAUGAUGAAAAUGGAGACGGACAAAAUAAUGGACGAUUCGAACAGCAAUUCACAGUACACUUCGAUGAUUCUGUAUGAUCCGGCGAGGAAAAAAGAACCAUCACCGACAUUUCAGAGUGAACGAGAAACCUGCCUAACGUACUUCUUGAAAUGGAACGAAGCAGAUCAAGUGGAUUUCGUCGAACAACUGCUGUCCCGAAUGUGUCACUAUCAGCAUGGGCAUAUCAAUGCAUUUCUCAAGCCGAUGCUCCAGAGGGACUUCAUUUCUUUGUUGCCAAAAAAGGGACUGGAUCACAUUGCGGAGAACAUCUUAUCGUACUUGGAUGCGGAUUCGCUGAAGGCGGCCGAGUUGGUGUGCAAAGAGUGGCUGCGUGUCAUCUCUGAGGGAAUGCUGUGGAAGAAGCUGAUUGAGCGCAAGGUGCGAACGGAUUCACUGUGGCGCGGUUUGGCCGAGAGACGCGGAUGGAUUCAAUAUCUGUUCAAGCCCAGGCCGGGCACAACGCAUCGGCAGCACUCAUUCUACAGGGCGCUGUUUCCCAAGAUCAUGAAUGACAUCGAGAGCAUAGAGAGCAAUUGGCGCUCUGGACGGCACAUGCUGAGGCGCAUCAACUGUCGCUCGGAGAACUCCAAGGGCGUCUACUGCCUGCAGUAUGACGACAACAAAAUAGUGUCUGGCUUGAGGGACAAUACGAUUAAGAUAUGGGACAGAAGUGAUCUGAAAUGUGUAAAGACUCUAACAGGCCAUACAGGAUCUGUGCUAUGCCUUCAGUACGAUGAUAAAGUCAUUAUAAGUGGAUCAAGUGAUUCUACCGUCCGUGUGUGGGAUGUCAAUUCCGGUGAAAUGGUCAAUACGCUCAUUCAUCACUGCGAAGCUGUCUUACAUUUGCGAUUCAACAAUGGCAUGAUGGUCACAUGCUCCAAGGAUCGAUCAAUAGCGGUUUGGGAUAUGACAUCACCGGGCGAAAUCACUCUUCGUCGUGUUCUGGUUGGACAUCGCGCCGCCGUGAAUGUGGUGGACUUCGAUGAGAAGUACAUCGUGUCGGCGUCUGGCGAUCGUACGAUCAAAGUGUGGAACACGUCGACGUGUGAAUUCGUGCGCACGCUGAAUGGUCACAAGAGGGGCAUUGCGUGUCUGCAGUAUCGUGAUAGAUUGGUGGUCAGCGGCAGUUCGGACAAUUCUAUAAGAUUGUGGGAUAUUGAGUGCGGAGCUUGUCUGCGCGUCCUGGAGGGACACGAAGAGUUGGUGCGCUGCAUUCGAUUUGAUUCGAAGCGGAUUGUGAGUGGAGCUUACGAUGGCAAGAUAAAAGUGUGGGAUUUGGUGGCGGCCUUAGAUCCACGUGCUCAGACAAGUUCAUUGUGCUUGAAGACACUCGUGGAACACACUGGUCGCGUCUUUCGACUGCAAUUUGAUGAAUUCCAAAUAGUGAGUAGUUCUCAUGAUGACACCAUUCUCAUAUGGGAUUUCCUCAACUACACACCGCCGGAAAGCACUUCCAAUAGGAGUCCAUCACCAUCUCUCAUGGAGCAUUAGCGUUAAUCAGCGUUGACAUCUGGGAAUGAUCUCUUACAUCCAUUUUACUCCUCUGUCGUCUCUCUCGCACUCUGGAAAAGGAGACACACGAAUUAGCGCGCGAUGGACAAAAAGAAGAAGAAGAGGAGGAAAAGCAAAAAUAUUCGAUGUGCACCGACGAAAUUGAGAAUUGUAAUUGAUGAAUAAGAGUGUGAGAAAUCAUUUCACCUCAGAGCGCUCUACUAAUUUUAACAAUACAAUAGUCGCUUUUACGAUAGCGUUCGUUUUAGUAUAAGUUCUUUCUCUCUCUCUCUCUCUCUAUCUUCUAAAUUAUGGGAUAAAAGAGUGGAUUGUCGAUGAAGCAGGAAAUUUGUGAAAAUUCGUAAUCAAUAGGAGAGCUUCUUUUAUUUCUUUAGGGUAGAAAUCUUAGAGAAACGAAAGUUUAAUAGUUUACUUUUAAUUCUAAAUCCCAAUUUUUCUAGUGAUCUUUGUUUUUAUAUAUUAUCUUUUCCAACCACACAAUGCUUUUAUAUACUCUUAAAAAAGAAAACAGAAAAGUUUGAUGUUAAGACGCAUGAAAGAUUGUCGUCGGAAUGCAAAAGAAAAUUAUAAUAAAUCUUUUUUCCCAGUAGAUUUUUACACAUUUAGCAAACGAACUUUGAAGAACGACUAAAUAAUCCAUUAAGUUUCCCAAUUUUGUACAGUUUAUGGAUGCAAAUGAUAGUGAUUUUGGAGGAUAAAGAAAACACAUUUCUGGGUUGUCUCAUCUUUAGGUAAUUUUCUAUAAAUAUAUAUUUAUAUAAUAAUUGCAUUAUCUCAUUAAGUGAAGCCCUGUAAUAAAUUCCGAUGAGAGUUUCUUUUACAGUAAUUGUGUGAGUCUCUUUUUUUCCACGAAAAUUCACAUUAGAAGUUUAAGUCCUUGUUUGCUUUCCUGAUAAUGAUUUUUUUCCCUCUUUUGUACAUCAUUUAUUUUUCCGUCUCUUUCUGUUUUUCUCUUCUGUUGACGCAAAAAGUUGUAUAAAUUAGUGCCAAGCAGAGUGAAAAAAAAAAGAAGUAAAUCGCGCACUGAUGAAGAUUAUUUCAAAACACACACACGCAGGAAAAUUGAGAGAAGAAAAGAAAAUAAAUGGUCGUUUUUUUCUUGGUAGAUGUUUUCGCGACAAAUUUGAGAAAGCGCGAAAUAAUGUAAAUCUUAAGAAAAAAAAGUAGAGAACUUGAUUCCAAAAGCAGAUUUGCCAGAUAUUUCAAUCAUAACUAAAAAAAAUGUAAUAGAAGUAAAACAUUAAAUACUUGUUAGAAUGAAAGAGUUUUUUGUGGAGAAAAAUGUUCAAAAAAAAGAGAAAAAGCUGUCAAUGUUUCAUCACGAAGAUUAAUUGAAUUCCGUAAAAAGAGAAAAAAAAUUGUGAAAACUUCCCUCUCAAGCGUUAUUUAUAAAUAAGAAGGCAUUUCAGGAGAUUUGCAAGCAGCAGAAACAGGAAUUUAGCAACACACAAACACACACACACUUAGUGUUUUAGGGCGUUUUUAGAGUGAGAAAAAGGCGUAUGAAAUUUGGAAAACAAUUAUACACAAAUUGAUAAUUGGAAGGAAGAUUCUUAGGCGUCAUCCAAUGUUGAAACUAUAUUGAUAAGGAAGACAAGGAGAAUCAUUGAAUAUGUACAGAAAAAAAGGUUCAUGUAGGUAGUUCAUUAUAUAUAAAAGAUGGAAAAAAACUGAGUAAAAAUUAAUUGAUUUCUUCGUGUGACAUUCAAUUUGAGAUAAAACAAAAAGAAGCUAUUUGAUUAUCUUGGAAAAUGGAACACAACAUUUAUUUAUAACAUUUUGAAAGGAGAUAAAAUGUAAAAUUGUUCGGCAUUUAUUUAGGUGAGCGAAAAGUGCACGAAAAA